AUGACACUGGACGAGGCUGUUAGAGCAGCAUUGGAAACGGAGUCAUUUCUAAAUGCGGAGAGACAGCGGCAACAAGCCCAGGGUGGACGGUUAGAUAGAAAUCCCAGAACAACAAGACAAGUGGAAAUCGUCUCGAGAGAGGAGUUUGAACAGCAAACAAGGGUAAUGUCGGAACAGUUACAGACAUUGCAUCAGUUGAUGUCGAGAUUGACUGAAGCGAUGAAGCAAGAGGCUCCUCAACGUGUCAAGUGGGAGGGGGAGCCACGACGGAGGCUAAGCUGUUUCAAUUGUGGAGAAAUUGGGCACUUUAAACGGGACUGCCCUAAGCUCAACACUAACCCACAGUCGGGAAACGAUGCAGGACCAACCCAGCGGGUCAUGGGGAGGUCACUAGCAGAACCAGACCCAAACAAGGUGGUGGUCGUGGAGGCAAAGAAAAAUUAA
Messenger RNA from Patiria miniata (bat star), 444 nucleotides. RefSeq lists its product as uncharacterized. Gene Ontology annotation, molecular function: nucleic acid binding; zinc ion binding. The record is from RefSeq and is a predicted model, not a curated record. The transcript has a single exon. Bases 1 to 444 code for a protein of 147 amino acids. NCBI's taxonomy places the organism in Eukaryota, Metazoa, Echinodermata, Asteroidea, Valvatida, Asterinidae.